This is a messenger RNA of Alternaria metachromatica, 1263 nucleotides long. RefSeq lists its product as uncharacterized. The coding region runs from base 1 to 1263 and encodes 420 amino acids. Gene Ontology annotation, biological process: proteolysis. The record is from RefSeq and is a predicted model, not a curated record. The transcript has 4 exons. Gene Ontology annotation, molecular function: metallocarboxypeptidase activity; zinc ion binding. NCBI's taxonomy places the organism in Eukaryota, Fungi, Ascomycota, Dothideomycetes, Pleosporales, Pleosporaceae.
AUGAAGCUCCUCAACAUCGCCCUUGCUUCUUUAGGCUUAGCGUCUGCGGCCACCGUCAACACAAAGAAGGUCAACUACGAUGACUGGAAGGUGUACCGCGUCAAUGUCGGUGCCAACGCUGCCAAAAUCGGCGAUGUCAUGAGCAAGCUCUCACUUGACUUGUGGAAGGGCAAGCCAGCAUCCAGCGAUGUGGUCGACGUUAUGGUCCCACCUUCGGCAGUCAAGGACUUUGAAGCGUCGACAAAGGAUAUUGAGGGUAAAACCAAGGUCAUGCACGACAACCUUGGCCGUUCUAUCGCGGAUGAGCAAACUGUCAGCAUCUAUGCCGCCGGUGCAGCACCAAGUGCCUCUUGGUUCAACGCGUACCACUCUAUUGCCGACCAUAUGCAAUGGAUCACAGAUCUUGCCGCGGCGUACCCAAAAAAUGCUGAAGUAGUUUCCGCUGGCAAGUCAGUCGAGGGUCGCGACAUCAAAGGAAUCCACAUCUGGGGCAGCGGCGGCAAGGGAUCCAAGCGGGCUGUAGUCUGGCACGGCACAGUCCACGCACGAGAAUGGAUCACAACAAUGGUCGUCGAAUACGCUGCGUACCAGCUGCUCACAUCCACCGACUCCACCACGGCCGGAUUCAAGAACUCGUACGACUUUUACAUCUUCCCCAUCGUGAACCCAGAUGGCUUCGCCUACACCCAGUCAGCCGACCGUCUGUGGCGCAAGAACCGUCAGACCACUCCCUCGGCGUCUUGCGUAGGCCGCGACAUCAACCGCAACUGGCCAUCCCACUGGGACCUACCCCAAGGCGCUUCGACCUCCCCCUGCGCUCAAGAUUACAAGGGCCCAUCUGCAGGCGACGGUGUAGAGACUAAGCUGCUCAAGGCCCAACUAGACAGCCUAGCCGCUGGCCGCGGAAUCGCGCUGUACAUGGACAUCCACGCCUACAGCCAGCUUUGGAUGUACCCAUACGGAUACACAUGCUCUGGUGUCGUCCCCAACUCCUCGAAGUAUGCUUCCCUCACCAAGGGCGCCAUUGCCGCUGUCAAGGCUGUGCACGGAACUACAUUCACAGGUGGCCCUAUCUGCAACACGAUUUACCAGGUCAGCGGCGACUCUGUGGACUACGCCUUCGAGGUUGCCAAGGCAAACUACUCCAUGACCGUGGAGCUAAGGGACACCGGCAACUACGGAUUCGUCCUGCCCGCUGCGCAGAUCUUGCCCAGUGGUGAGGAGAUGUGGGCUGGUUUGAAGUACUUGUUGGCGAACAUGUAG